Panicum hallii is the source of this 682-nucleotide messenger RNA. RefSeq lists its product as uncharacterized. The coding region runs from base 47 to 457 and encodes 136 amino acids. Lineage: Eukaryota; Viridiplantae; Streptophyta; Magnoliopsida; Poales; Poaceae. The record is from RefSeq and is a predicted model, not a curated record. The transcript has 2 exons.
CCAACCGACCUCACAAGGAGUGCUCGAUCAAGAGCUCGAGCGAGCAAUGGAGGGCAACAAGGUAGUAGUGCAGGGAGCGGCGCUGGAGCAGGGGGAGGAGAAGAGAAGCUUCCCGGCGAAGGGGAAAGCAGAGGAAUCCAUGGCGACGGCGGCGGCAUCGUCUCCGGCAGCCGUCCUCGCCUUCCUCACGCGGCCCCUCUCGCUGCUGCGCCACGUCGCGCACGGCUGCGCCGGCUACCUCGGCGGCCUCGCCUCACGCCUGAAACCCGCCGCCGCCGCCGCCGAUGCUGCUGCUGCCUGUCAGCCUCAGCGAGAAGAGGGCAGCGUCGAGGCUGCAGCUCUCGUGACUGAAGAAGAGGUGUUGGUGGUUCAAGUGCGGUCGAGAGCGAUGGCUCCUCAGCGGCCUCGCGGGCUCAAGGAAGGCAAGGGUGGCAAUGGCGGAGCACACCGCAAAUAGUCAGUUCGGUUUUUGCUUCCAAGAAAUCAAGGGAGAAGGAUGGCUCAAGCAGCUGUCUGCUGCCUCUACAUACUGUUCAGAUGGCCCUCUGCCUGCUGCAUCAAACUUCAUUGAUGACAUGAUGUACUCUCUAUGCAAAUCAGGAGUGUAGAACUAAUGUAUGAUACUACUGAACUACGAGUUGUAAUAACUUGUUUCCCACUUAUAAAACGUUCACGUUUUGCA